Sphenostylis stenocarpa is the source of this 1122-nucleotide messenger RNA. NCBI's taxonomy places the organism in Eukaryota, Viridiplantae, Streptophyta, Magnoliopsida, Fabales, Fabaceae. The record is from the annotation of a GenBank genome assembly.
AUGUCGACUGUUGAGUCCGGUGAACACAACAACAUCAAAGGGGUUCCAACUCAUGGUGGACGCUACAUUCAGUACAAUAUAUAUGGCAACCUCUUCGAAGUUUCCAGAAAGUAUGUUCCUCCUAUUCGCCCUGUGGGUAGAGGUGCUUAUGGUAUUGUUUGUGCUGCUGUAAAUGCAGAGACUGGCGAGGAAGUUGCCAUUAAGAAGGUUGGCAAUGCAUUUGACAACAGAAUAGAUGCCAAAAGGACCUUACGAGAAAUUAAACUUCUUCGGCACAUGGAUCAUGCAAACAUCAUGUCCAUUAGAGAUAUUAUACGACCUCCACAGAAGGAAAACUUCAAUGAUGUGUACAUUGUUUCUGAGUUAAUGGACACGGAUCUCCAUCAAAUAAUACGGUCCAAUCAACCACUGACUGAUGAUCAUUGUCGGUAUUUUCUGUAUCAAUUGCUUCGUGGGCUCAAAUAUGUACAUUCAGCAAAUGUUUUGCACCGCGAUCUAAAGCCUAGCAAUUUGCUAUUGAAUGCCAAUUGUGACCUUAAGAUUGCAGACUUCGGUCUUGCUAGAACUACAUCUGAAACUGAUUUUAUGACUGAGUAUGUUGUCACUCGAUGGUAUCGAGCUCCCGAAUUGCUUCUUAAUUGUUCAGAAUAUACUGCAGCCAUUGAUAUAUGGUCUGUUGGUUGUAUACUCGGUGAAAUUAUAACAAGACAACCACUCUUUCCUGGCAAAGAUUAUGUUCAUCAGCUGAGACUGGUCACAGAGCUGAUAGGUUCACCCGAUGAUGCUAGCCUUGGAUUUCUACGAAGUGAUAAUGCUCGUAGAUAUGUAAGACAGCUUCCCCAAUAUCCAAAGCAAAACUUUUCCGCUAGAUUUCCCAACAUGUCUCCUGGGGCGGUUGAUUUGCUAGAGAAGAUGCUUAUCUUUGAUCCUAACAGGCGUAUUACAGUUGAUGAGGCAUUGAGCCAUCCAUACAUGGCACCUCUCCAUGACAUCAAUGAGGAACCUGUUUGCACUAGACCUUUCAGUUUUGACUUUGAGCAACCGUCAUUCACUGAAGAAGAUAUCAAGGAACUCAUCUGGAGAGAAUCUGUGAAGUUCAAUCCUCUUCCACCAGUCUACUGA